AUGGAUGACGGCAAUACCUCAGUGGUGUCUGAGUUUGUACUGCUGGGACUUUCUAGGUCUCGGGAACUCCAGUUUUUCUUCUUUGUUUUCUUCUCUGUGUUCUAUGUGGUCGCAGUGCUGGGAAACCUUUUCAUCAUCAUCACAGUGACUUCCGACUGCAGUCUGCACUCCCCCAUGUACUUCCUCCUGGGAAACCUUUCCUUUGUAGACAUCUGUCAGGCUUCUUUUGCUACCCCUAAGAUGAUUGUAGAUUUUCUGAGUGAACGCAAGACGAUAUCCUUCAGUGGCUGCAUAGCCCAGAUUUUCUUCAUUCACCUUUUUACUGGAGGGGAGAUGGUGCUGCUUGUCUCCAUGGCCUAUGACAGAUAUGUGGCAAUAUGCAAACCCUUACACUAUGUGGUCAUCAUGAGCCAAAGGACAUGCACUGUCCUGGUGUUGAUUUCCUGGGCUGUAGGCUUAGUGCACACAUUAAGCCAGCUGUCAUUUACUGUAAACUUGCCCUUUUGUGGGCCCAAUAUAGUAGACAGCUUUUUUUGUGAUCUUCCUCGAGUAACUAAACUUGCCUGCCUAGACUCUUACAACACUGAAAUACUAAUUGUGGUCAAUAGCGGAAUUCUCUCCCUAAGUGCUUUCUCUCUCUUGGUCAGUUCUUACGUUGUUAUUCUUGUUACAGUCUGGUUCAAGUCCUCAGCUGCAAUGGCCAAAGCAUUUUCUACAUUGGCUGCUCACAUCACAGUAGUGAUAUUAUUCUUCGGACCUUGCAUCUUCAUCUAUGUAUGGCCCUUUACCACCUAUCCUGUGGAUAAAGUUCUUGCUAUAUUUUACACUGUUUUCACCCCCAUCCUCAAUCCAAUUAUUUACACACUAAGGAAUAGGGAUAUGAAGGUGGCCAUGAGUAAAAUUGUGACCCACUACCUGAGACCCAAGAAAAUUUCCGAGAUGCCACUAGUAGUGAGGAAUUCUUUUUAUUAA
Lepus europaeus (European hare) is the source of this 972-nucleotide messenger RNA. RefSeq names its product olfactory receptor 4K5. The transcript has a single exon. Gene Ontology annotation, molecular function: olfactory receptor activity; G protein-coupled receptor activity. The record is from RefSeq and is a predicted model, not a curated record. Gene Ontology annotation, cellular component: membrane. Lineage: Eukaryota; Metazoa; Chordata; Mammalia; Lagomorpha; Leporidae. Bases 1 to 972 code for a protein of 323 amino acids. Gene Ontology annotation, biological process: G protein-coupled receptor signaling pathway.